CUUUUAGAUUAUUUGGACAAUUAUGAAAAUUAGCUCACGUGGGGCUCUGGUGUCAGAGAAAGUCAUCCUUCCUGAUAGUGCUAGCCCCAUUAUGGCAAAUUGCAAUGGUAUGAGAAACCAUGGAGCAGGGAAUAAUGAAGCCAUCAGUGGUAAUGAAGUGGUAGGCAGUGAUUUGAAAAAGACAUUCAGUGAUACUGGAGCCACAAGUAGGAUGGAGGAAACAGAAGAACCUCAGGGCAGUGAUGGUAGUUGUGAUCCAUUGAAUGGGUCAACAAAGUCAGAGUGUAGGGACUCUGAUAGCAGUGAAGAUGUAGAUGAAGACUCUAAGGAAGAUGAAGAAUUUGUAAUAGAAACAAGUGGUGUGUGCAAAGAAAAAGAAUCUGUGAUUGGUGAAGAAAUGGAGCAAGAUGAGAACAGUGUCUUACAGAGCUCUGACACAGAACUCACAGAGGAUGCUUCUAUCAAUGGUCAAGUUGACAAAGUGAAUGGUGAUGUUGAGGAGAGGUGUUCAGAUGAUGAAAACCCAGAUCAGGAGGAUAUCCAGAGAGACCUUUCUGAUAUGGAAGACAGUGACAGUCAAGAUCCAUUGGGUGAUGAUCCUCUUGGUGACACAUGCAAAAGUGAUGCAACUCCCAGGGACGGAAGUGAUGUUGAAAUGGAUGAUGACAAAAUUGAAACUAAUGAAUCAGAUUCCUCAGAUGAGGACCUCUCGGGUGUGGAUCAAAGUGUGAGCAUGGAUUCUGACAUCUCAAAUGACAAAGCUAAAUCAACCACCCCUUCUUCGACAGCCUCAAUGGUAGUUGUUGACACCAGUGCCAUUAUUGCUGGAAGAGGUCCUGUUCCCCUGAAUAAGGUGUCAGGGAAAGUUCCUUCUGAUGAUAUGAAUUUUCUUAUUCAAUCAUCUGCUCCAAAAAUACUCUCUGAUCAACAGCAUCUGGACGAUGAGUCAUUUGUUGUUGAAGCUCCAUCAUUUGUAGUUCCAUAUAUAUAUGAGAAGCCUUGCAAGGCAGGCCUUGUUGAUUUUGUCAAGAAAUUGAGAGAGGAACUGAAGCUGGAGAAACCAGAACCCCAAGCUAAAGCCCUGGAUGAAGCAAAAGUACAAGUGGAAAAGAAAAAGGCUGAAAGCACUUCUGAUCUUUCCAGUAAAGCCAGUGAAAGUGAUCAAGAUGCCUGGAAGAAGGGUUUGAAGGAAGAGCAUUUCUUCACACUCCCUGUAGGGAUGUUCCUCUUUGGUCUUGGAGAGAAACUUGUGCAGGAAUAUGUUCAACAUGAUCUCUUGAAAAUGCAGAAAAGGAAAGCUGAUAAACAGGGAAAAGCAGCAUCUAUGGAACUCUUGGAGAGCAUAAAAAAUUUGUCCCACAAUGUGAAAGACACCAAAGGGCAGAAUAUUGCAUUCCAUUUCUCUUUUGAGAAGUGUAAGUUUUGCUCGUUCCGAACUGAUUCAGCAGUGGUGAUGGCUCAUCAUAUGGAGGUGCCACACAUGUUGAACUACACCUACAAGUGCAAUUUUUGCCCUUAUGAAACCAGAUCACCUCCUGAGGUAAUUUUUCAUGUAGAAGCUGAGCAUAAUGUGAGAGCCAGGCUGGAACGGGGCCUCUUCCCACAUCAGUGUCCAUUUUGUCCAUGGGAAGAUGGGAACAAAACAAAGUUCAAGAGACAUAUCCUUGCUUGUGAAAAGAGAUUUAAGCCAAGCGCCAACUUGUGCCCACCCUUGGAUUGGGAGCCUCCUGCCAAAAUUUCUCGAAUUGCCUCACGUGGCAGACCAAGUUUACUUGGUCCGCAUUUUGCUCCAGACAGAAUGGGUCCUUUUGGAGGAGCUUCUGCUUCAAGAUUUCACCCCCUGGUCCCCAAAGCACAAGCUCAGGCAGCUAAUGCUAUGAUUGCUGCUGCAAGUUCACAAAGAGGAAGACCCAGAAGUGGUCCCAUUAUUGCUACAAUCCCUCCCAGACCUCUGCUACCUCAAGGGAAAAUGUCUCUCAUUUCAACACCUUCUGGAUUUUUGUAUUCUCGCCCCUCCAUGACUCAACCUCCACUUGUACUUCCACCAGGAUCACCCUUUGGUCCCUUGCCCAGUUCUUAUCCCUUGCCAAGUGGAACUUCUCCUCAUCUAUUUCAGAUGGUGGGUGGCCAGAUGGUACCCAUUUCAAGUACUCCAAGGUUGGCAUUGAUUCCCAGUAAUGCUGGAAUCACCAGCUCUUCAAGCACAAGUAACUUGAAGAUCACACCUACUCCAUCAGUGACCCUCAUGCCUUCAGCUGCUCGGCCUCCAGCCAAAGCUGCUCCCAGCCGAACAAAUCUUCCUGCAACUCUUCCAUCUUCUCUGACAAUUCAGACUGUGAAGGACUCCAGAGGUUCUGGUACAUCAAGACUUCCACAACAACCCAGUAUAUCCAUCACUCCACUUCCGAGAAAUGCUGGGAGCUCAAGGAAGUUAGACUCUGUUCAUGGAAAAGUUGAUGUUGGGAAAUCCAUUCCCAGUGGAGUCCCCACAAAAGCUAAACCUGGGCAGCCAGCUGCAACUUUUGUCAUUUGUGAAAUCUGUGAUGGUUAUAUCAAGGACCUGGAGCAGUUGAGGAAUCACAUGCAAUGGAUUCACAAAGUGAAAAUUCAUCCAAAAAUGAUCCACAACCGGCCACCACUGAAUUGUCAAAAAUGUCAAUUCCGGUUCUUCACCGAUCAAGGCCUCGAAAGGCAUUUAUUAGGUUCUCAUGGCUUAGUGACUUCAUCUAUGCAAGAAGCUGCAAACAGGGGUCAGGACAGUGGUCGCUGUCCAAUUUGUGGCAAGGUGUACCAAUGGAAGCUUCUGGUGCAUGUAUCCAAAGACCACAAAGUCACGCUGAAACCUGCCCAUCUGUCAUACAAAUGCACUGUCUGCACUGCUACCUUCAGCAUGUACCGGUUAUUUGAACAGCAUGUCUACAGUGCACAUAGUUUGGUAGCAAAGAAGGUAUCCAAUUCAUAUGCUGGAAAAAAAGUGACCAGUACUCCCCCUCCACAAGUAAAGACAUCAUCCGCUCGAUCAAGUCCCUCAGGAGCCAUCAAGAUCAACAACGAAAUCACCAUCAUUCCUCAGCCAAAAGGUGCACCUGACAGCAGCAGCAACAGCAGCAGCACCAGCACCACUACCAUUACAACCACCACCGCCACUUCCACUACCAUUACUGCUACUACUACUACUUCCUCUGCAACCACAACACCUGUCAAGCAUACUUGCAAGGAAUGCAAGGAAGAGUUGAUGGGAUUUUCUGCAUAUGUUGAUCACUGGAGAGAGAAACACUUGGGGAAGGCAUCAGCACCCCUCAGCUCUGCGGAUAAGAGAAGUUCUGAUGAAUUGAACAUUAGAGAAAAGUCUGAAGCCCCUGUGAGUGUGAUUGACCUUGAAAAACUCCGAAAGGGCUCGGAGACCAAGGACACAUUGAAAGCAUCUCCACGUCGGUCUUUGGGUGCUGAUAGCAAAGAUGGUCCUUUGCCCACACGGAAAUCCGAGAGGCUUGUUCAACGCUCAACCAAGGCUCCAACCGGUGGUGAUCCUGAUAGUGGCAACAGUGGAUCUUGAAAUUGAGAUUAGCAUUCCAUAUUUCACUUGGGGAAAAUUUUUGUUGCUAGAACAGCGUCAGUGAUCAGCAGACCAGGGUAGCCUGCCAAAGAUAAGCUGUUGGGUAUGUGCAACUUCUUUUUUUUUUGCAUUAUGUAGUAAGCAAAUUUCUGCAGAUGAGCCAGAGAAACUCAUCUGUGGAAGCUUUUGACAGUGUUGUGGAAUGAUGAAAUUGAAGUAGGACUAGGUAAUUCACUGAAUGCAGAUUUCUGCCAGUCAUUUAGUUCACAAGGAACAUGUGACAAACCCAAAAAUGCCAGUAUCAUUGCACAGGAGGAGGCAUACUGUCUUUGGAAUUAUUUGUUUGUGCAUUGGCACUGUGCAACUCUAGGUAUUCCCUCCCUCCCUGACUCCAGCAAAUCUUAUAAUUGGUAAUGGCCUUUUUUCUUUUUUCUCCCCUGAGCUUUGAGUACAAAUAAAUGCAGGCAGUUGCUGAACAAUCAUUUCAAUUAUGCUUUUCAUUAAAGAUAAUUUAUUAUACUGCAAAGCAACUUCAUAAUCGUUGGUGCUGACAGCCAAUAUUUGACAGAAGGCAGCAAGCAUUAAUAUCAGAGUCUUUGACCAUAUCACACAUGAGGAGGGGUGCUGUUUCUGUGGACUUCUUGAUCUGUCUCCUCCUUUGAGCUGAGUACACGUCUUUGACCAUGAUUGCUAGUGUUCCCAUACCUCAGCCUGAUCUGUGACAUGAUCAUGAUUCUUUUUCAUGAGUGUUAAAGGUCAGUGUCAUGUUUUGGAGCACUUCUUUCUGUGAAAGAUAUUGCUUUGAUUCUCUUUCUAAUUCCAUGGCAUGCAACAUUUAAGAAAAUAUGAGCUCUUACUUUAGUCAGGAUUUCAAUUGGUCAUAAAUUAAGAGUGGAUUGUCUUGAACUGAUUUUGAUCUCCUACCUGCUGGCCUCUUCUUUUCUCUUUGUGUCUUUCCCACUUGAAUCAUGGCUUUCAGAUGCAGUAUGUCUAUGGUGUAUUUGAAAAUUGUCCACAGAGAAAUACAUUGUCACAUUACCAUAGGCCUUUUCUCAGUAUUUCUCAUCCUAAAAGCAAUUGCUAGCUUGCAAUCUCUUUCCAUGGAUAUCCCAGAUGGACUGCAAAUCAAUGAGAGUGGAGGCAAUGACACAUGCAGGGCCCCUGGGUGUUCUGCGCUUUUCAAGCAGGACAGGCACUCUUUCAUAGAUCAUGUGUUUGAGUCCUGCGUUCUUCUCAGAGUCGGUGUGAAGCAGAAUCUCCACUCAUACAUUUAGUCCAUAAUAGGGAUAAUUUUUUCAAUAAUGCUGUAAGAGAAGUGGUGCACACACCCAUUUAAAGUCCCUAUUUAUGGCGUAGAGCUGGAGUCCUUUCUGUCAUUUUCAUGGCACAAUAUUUGUAGCUUUUUGCUCUUCAGUCUACUCCCGGUCAGGAGCAUCGGUGGAUGGAUAUGGAAGCUGGUCCUUAGGAUGGGUACCCAUGCUUUGGAGCUGUGGAAGUGGCAUAUAUUUUGAAGGCCUGAAUUUUGUAUAGAUAGAUACUAUUUAUACCUUUUUUUAUGUCCAAGAUGUGCCCGUGUAUUUAAGUCCCUGCAAAUAAAGAGAGAUGUUCAUUUUCUA
Darwinula stevensoni is the source of this 5172-nucleotide messenger RNA. The record is from the annotation of a GenBank genome assembly. Lineage: Eukaryota; Metazoa; Arthropoda; Ostracoda; Podocopida; Darwinulidae.